AGAGGGGCGUGUGACUGCUUUAAGUACUGUGUAGCACAUUCUUCAACUGACUUACGAGUGUAUUCUGAUCUGAAAAGCGGUGCAGGCUGAGGCAGAAAAAUCUCUGUGAAACUUUUUGUAGACCGACCCAGGCACACAGGAAGAAGUUUCACCACCGAUCUGAAGAAGAACCCAAGCAGAGAAAGAUGCCAGGUGAACGGCUGACACUACGAAGCACGUCGGAGAUUGGGCGUUUCCCUGGRGUGGCCCUGCCCACCAGGGUGGAGCUCUCCAUUCAGAAGGUGGAGGAGAAGAAGCAGGAGGAGGGAGGCUGCCGUCGAUGGUUCAGGAAGAUCUGUCCGUGUUGCUGUAAGCGCCAAAGCAGCACCUCCUAUGAUAUUACAGAUAAGGUGGAGUGGGCCAAAGGCCCGACCCCCGAACCUGUCAAACCGAUCCCUGAGAAACCAGAGAAUGGGGAAUUGAAGGAAACUGAAGAAGCAAAACUGUCAGUGUGCUCAGUGGACCUGCUAAGCUCCAAGACGGGUCAGAACAGAGUGGAGCACCACACCAAUCUGUACCAUGGAGACGAGCUGAUCAUCCGCCGAGGACAGACCUUCCAGAUAGAGAUGGAGCUCAACCGACCUUUUGAUGCUGACAAUGAUAAGAUGCACCUAGAGCUCAAAACCGGUCUCCUGCCCAAAGUGUCCAAAGGGACCCACGUUAUCAUUCCGCUGGUGGAGCACCUGGAGGACCAGGGCUGGGAGGCCAAGAUUACAGAGCAGAACGGCUGCAAGCUCAAGCUGUCCGUAAACUCUCCUGCCAACGCUGUGAUCGGCCUCUACGGGCUCACCGUGUUGACUCGGUCYCUGAAGGACGAGGCGCCAAACGCUCACUGCUCCAGCAAGAGCGUCAUCCUGCUGUUCAACCCUUGGUGUGAAGAGGAUGUUGUGUUCCUGGAUGAUGAGGAGCAGAGGAAGGAGUAUGUGCUGAAUGACACGGGGAGGAUUUACUACGGCACUGAGAAACAAAUCGGUGCUCGCACGUGGAACUUUGGGCAGUUUCAAGAAGGAAUCCUGGAAGCCUGCCUGUUCCUCCUGGAGAAGAGUGACAUGUCCCCAUCUGGCCGAGGGGAUCCUGUCAAUGUGGUCAGAGUCAUAACUGCCAUGAUAAAUGCUCAGGAUGACUUUGGUGUCUUGGUUGGGAACUGGUCAGGGGAUUACACUGGAGGCACCUGUCCAGCGGCGUGGAGCAGCAGCGUGGAGAUCCUGAGGACAUACCAUUCCACCAAUGGAACCCCUGUCUGUUAUGGGCAGUGCUGGGUCUUCUCUGGGGUCACUACGACGGUGCUGCGCUGUCUUGGCAUACCUUCUCGGAGUGUGACCAACUUCCAGUCUGCACACGACACUGACGUCUCCCUCACGACAGACGUCUAUUUCGACGAGAACAUGGAGCCAAUUGAUCAUCUUAAUAGCGACUCUGUUUGGAACUUCCAUGUGUGGAAUGACUGCUGGAUGGCCAGACCAGACCUUCCUCCUGGUAAUGGAGGCUGGCAGGCUGUUGACUCCACCCCCCAGGAGACGUCUCAGGGCAUCUUCUGCUGCGGCCCCGCCUCCAUCAGUGCCAUCCGCUCUGGUCACGUGUACCUCAAACACGACACACCUUUUGUCUUUGCUGAGGUCAACAGUGAUAAAAUCUACUGGAAAAGGAACCAGGAUGGUACAUUCAGCCAGGUCUAUAGUGAGAAGAAAGCUGUCGGCCACUGYAUCAGCACCAAAGCAGUGGGCUCUGAUGAACGAGAGGACAUCACAAACCUGUACAAACAUCCAGAAGAUUCAGAGGAGGAACGCAUUGCCGUGGAGACAGCAAGUCGCUACGGCAGCAAGCCAGACACCUACUGUGCUGCCGCGGCAGAGGAUGUGCGUGUGGAGGUGAAGAUAGACGGCGAGGGGCCCAAGAUGGGCUGUGACGCCAAGCUGAGCAUUGUGGUAAAGAACCAGAGCUCGGAGCCCCGUCGGACCACUCUGCACAGCCAGGUGGCUGUCAUGCACUACACUGGUGUGCUGAAGAACGCCAUCAAAAAGGAUCAGAUACCUGUGGAGCUUCUACCCAAUGAAGAGAAAAAGAUUGAAUGGAUCUUACCCUACCAGGAGUACCAGAACCAGUUGGUGGAUCAGGCAGCUCUGAUGCUGUCUCUGUGUGGAAGAGUCACUGAAACCAAGCAAGUGUUAGCCAAUCAGACGAGCUUCAGGCUCCGAACACCUGACCUCAGCAUCAAGCCUCUGGGUGAUGCUGUAGUUGGGAAGGAGAUGUCGGCCAAGAUCACCUUCACCAACCCGCUGCCGUGUACACUGAAGGAUGUUGUGUUCAGAGUGGAGGGCCUGGGCCUUCAGAAGGGCCAUGAAGUGCUUAUAGGUGAUGUCGGUGGUCACGCCACCUUGACGCUGACAGAGCACUUCAUCCCCUCUCAACCCGGACCCAAGAAGCUGGUCGCAUCCCUCGACUGUAAACAGCUCACUCAAGUGCACGGAGUGGCUGACAUUGUUGUUCUUGACCAGUGAGAGGAAACCAGGCAGUUCAGCAUUCCUCUCAUUACUUUUUCAUUUGAGGAUUUAGCCUGAGAGCUUCUAAACAUGAAGCGGCUGAUAAACAAGUGCAAACAGAGCACACAAAAUACUAGGAGGAGGAUAUGCUAAUCAUUUAGCAUCCCCAGUGGGAUUUACCAAACCUGAAACUGAUUGCGAUGGUUAGACUGGCUGCCUCCACAGUAACAACCAAUAGCGCGGUCCGCACCACUUUUGCCCACUAAUAUCACUUACAAUUUUAUUUAGUUUGGGCAGCAAUUUAACCCUGGUUAUUUGGGAUCUUAGUAAAUCAGCCCCACAGUGUGUGUCUUGUUUAUAUUCUUUUUAUAAUAUCCUGAAAAGACAAUAAUUGUAGAAUUAUCAGUAUUUUUAUUAUUACUAUUAUUAUUUAUAACUUUAAGUAUUUUAAACUUACAUUUCUGACUUGCUGUCWUGAAAUAGACAGCAGGCUUUUAAAAUGAGAAAGGUGCUUUACAUAAAAGCAUGCGAGCGUUGAAGUUAUAAAUCUGUUCUUACAAAGGUGCAAUUUAAAACCACUGAACAAAUCACAUGAAAGUGCUGUGUCACGUGUCUAAAUGUGAAAAGUGUUGAAAGGAUCGUCACACGGUUGAAAUGGAGGAGGUGCAAAGAAAAUCCUGAUGAAAUCGGCCUCCAAGAUUAAAUAUGACAACAGUCACACAACAGAAUUUUUACAAACUGAUAAAAACAAAUCAUUUUUGUGGCUAGAAUUGUUUAUCUAUAAGGAGAAACAUCAUUUUGUGAGUCGUGUUGGUGCUCUGAUAAUCUUGUUGUUGAACGCCAAAUGCCCUCCAUCCAAUAGAUGUAAGUUUGUGUUAUUUGUAUGUUUGUCCAUCGUUUGUGAACAAUUACAGUGAACGCAGAUUUCUUGCAAAUCAAAGCAGAGGAGCACUCAUGCUGAGCUUCUCCUGGUUCUAGUCAUUUUUUAUCUUUAGCACUCUACAAUGUGAAAAAAAAAACUAAAUAUUAACCAUUAUUUAUCUUAUGUAUUUUUGUAUAAUCUAUGUUGUGACUCUAAUAAAACUCUGUAAAUUUUUGA
Austrofundulus limnaeus is the source of this 3618-nucleotide messenger RNA. It is a transcript of the gene tgm1l1, whose product is annotated as transglutaminase 1 like 1. The transcript has 14 exons. Gene Ontology annotation, biological process: peptide cross-linking. The record is from RefSeq and is a predicted model, not a curated record. Gene Ontology annotation, molecular function: protein-glutamine gamma-glutamyltransferase activity. Lineage: Eukaryota; Metazoa; Chordata; Actinopteri; Cyprinodontiformes; Rivulidae. Bases 186 to 2537 code for a protein of 783 amino acids.